Saitoella complicata NRRL Y-17804 is the source of this 476-nucleotide messenger RNA. Its product is annotated as UPF0057-domain-containing protein. Gene Ontology annotation, cellular component: membrane. The coding region runs from base 1 to 339 and encodes 112 amino acids. Lineage: Eukaryota; Fungi; Ascomycota; Saitoellomycetes; Saitoellales; Saitoellaceae. The record is from RefSeq and is a predicted model, not a curated record. The transcript is spliced from 3 exons.
AUGGCUUCCUCUGGUCUCGCCGCAGUUUUCCUCAUCAUCCUCACUGUCUUCCUCCCCCCGUUGGGUGUCUUCCUCAUAACCGGCUGCUCUGUCGAGUUCCUCAUCAGCAUCCUCCUCACAAUCCUCGGCUACAUCCCUGGCUGGAUCUACGCCUUCUACAUCGAAUACAAAUACGCCAAACUCGACGCCGAAGGCGUCGCCGCGUACCCUGAGCCCAUCGUUUACCGAGCUCCGGCCACUACCGGUACUACGACUACGAGUGAGCGUAUUGCUGCGGCGCCGAACCCGCAUGUUAGGGGGAUGAGGGGGGUUGAUGCUGGUGUUCAUUUGAUGGAGUAAAGAUUGAGUUUGAUGGAUGUUGAUGAGAAGUUGCGUGGAUGGCAGUGUGUGAAGGCGUGAUGGUUAUUGAUGGAUUCUGUGAUGGGGUGUGAGUGAUAGUUCUUCUUUACCGUGUAUGCAGGGCGUUGGGCUUGAGG